This is a messenger RNA of Diabrotica balteata, 1887 nucleotides long. The record is from the annotation of a GenBank genome assembly. NCBI's taxonomy places the organism in Eukaryota, Metazoa, Arthropoda, Insecta, Coleoptera, Chrysomelidae.
AGUAGUCAACUAAAACUGGUACAGUAUCUUUUAGGAAAAUAAUGGUAUGAAAAAAAAAAAUAGACUUCAGUUUUACGAAAUAACAAAAACAACCUUUUGAACUUGCGCGCCGCGACAAGGUCAGCUAGCUUUUAAUCAACCAAAACGUAUAUAUACGUAUGUGAGACAUAUAAAACGUAUUAUUUACAAUGCACAACAUGGAUAGUAAGGUCUUGCCAAGGGUUAAACUAAACCAGUCGUCGGUGAUAGACGUGGAUAAGGUGAAUUCAACUAAUUCGGCAGCUCACCUUGUACAGCGUACAAGAGAUGUAUUCGCAUCAAGAAAAACACUUUCGAUAUCGUUUAGAAAAAAACAGCUAAAGGGGCUUUUAGACUUUUUAACUAAGGAAGAGGAGAAUCUUUGCAAAGCUUUAUACGAAGAUCUUAAAAAGCCCCGCCAUGAAUGUCUGAUAGCGGAAAUUGAAAUAGUUAAAGCUGAGAUACAAACUACUUUAAAACAUUUAGACAGUUGGGCUAAACCGCAAAAAAUUAAAACGACUUUAGUGAAUUUGUUUGAUGAUCUUUUGGUUGCAAGUGAUCCUUACGGUGUAGUUUUGGUUAUUGGUGCUUGGAAUUAUCCAAUUUAUGUUUUAUUUCAACCUGUUGUUGGUGCCAUCGCUGCUGGUAACUGUGUUAUUAUUAAACCUUCAGAAGUAGCACAAGCUACUGCAAAUCUCAUUGCUAAAUAUUUGCCAAAGUAUAUUGAUACCAGUUGCUAUCCUAUUUACACAGGCGGUCCAAAAGAAACAAGUGAAUUGCUGGAACAGAGAUUCGACUACAUAUUUUACACAGGAUCGACAGAGGUGGGAAAAAUUGUUCACAAAGCUGCAAGUAAAUAUCUGACGCCGACAACUUUAGAACUAGGAGGAAAAAAUCCGGUAUAUGUUGACAGUUCCGCUAAUUUAAAAGCAACAGCUAAACGAAUAUUAUGGGGCAAAUUUCAAAACUGCGGACAGAUUUGUAUAUCACCAGAUUAUAUACUAUGUACCCCAGAAGUGCAGGUGAAGCUUUUAGGUUUUAUGGAAGACGUUAUUAAGGAGUUUUUUAAUGGAUCAGUUAAAACUUCAAAAGAUUAUGCCAGAAUUAUUAACUCCAGACACUUUGAUAGAUUAGUAGGCUUAUUGAAGAACCAGAAUAUUGCCAUAGGUGGUCAUCUUGAUGCCGACGAGCGUUAUAUCUCUCCAACUAUUCUUGUAGAUGUUCAUCCUGAUGAUCCAGUGAUGCAACAAGAAAUUUUUGGUCCAAUUCUUCCUUUUAUUAAUAUAAAGGAUGAGGAAGAAGCUAUCAACUUUAUAAAUUCCAGGGAAAAAACCAUUAGCCCUGUAUGUUUUCACCACUAAAUCUAAGGUAAAAAAGAACUUCAUGGAAAGGACUUCAAGUGGAGCAAUGGUUGUCAACGACACUAUUAUGCAUAUUAUAACUGAAGGUUUGCCAUUUGGCGGAGUUGGAUAUUCUGGUAUGGGAUCAUAUAAAGGGAAGAAAACAUUUGACACGUUUAGUCACCAGAAAUCUGUUUUAUCUAAAGGUUUUAAUGUUAUAGCAGACAAAAUCGAAUCAGUGCGAUAUCCUCCCAAUACCAAUUUUACGACGAAAUUUUUGAAGGCAGUAUUAAAAUAUAACACAACGCUUCCCACUCAAUUACUGGCCUAUGUAUUUAGUUUUGCAUUGGGAGUAGCAGUUACUGUGUCAGGAUACUAUAUAAACAAGUCAAUUCAAGAAGAAUAACUGGUUAUAUUUUGUACAUACUUUAAUAUGCGGAUUUUUUAUUGGCUUUAGAGCAACAAAUAAUUUUAUAAUUUUAAGUGUAAUAUGAAUAUUUUGGUUUCACAAAAUUAUAUUCAAUAUUAA